This is a messenger RNA of Monodelphis domestica (gray short-tailed opossum), 2511 nucleotides long. Lineage: Eukaryota; Metazoa; Chordata; Mammalia; Didelphimorphia; Didelphidae. The record is from RefSeq and is a predicted model, not a curated record.
AGGGAAGGGAAAAUUUUCUGAGGUGCGACGGAAGGAAGUGACGAGUUCGGUGCCGCCUCCCAUUUUCCGGUCCGCUCGUUUAUGAAUCACGCUACCCGGGGCUUCAGAGGAUCUGCAGGCGACGGCUGAGUUAUUUGGGUAAUCCAGUACAGGAAGGAAAAUGAAAGGCAAUGGGAAAGACUUUGCAGAAGAACAUCUGUAUUUGGAGUUUUCUCAUCAGAUGGAAAACUGUAUCUUCCCUCUGCAUACAUCUGUAACCUUGUUUCUGCUGUCUUAUUGUGACUGCAAAGAAUUCAAAAUUUUCUUAGUCUCUAGCAAAGGGAAUGCAACUCUUACUAUACUUCCCCAGGACCUAGAAGUUCAGAUUAUCUCGAGGCAGGAGCUGCCACUAAUGGUCCAGAGCUGCUGUUUACCUGUUGUAAUGAAGAAGGCUGAAAAUUUCUGUCGAGCGGGACUCUCUGUCACAUUAAGACACAUUAUACAGAAAACAUAUGAAGCUGAUACAUCAAAGAAGGAAGUUUUGGAACUGCUAGGUUUUAAGAAGACCUGUUUGAAAGCUUGUGCUGAAGUUAGCCAGUGGACCAGACUCUGUGAGCUCAGCAUUCCUUUGGCUGUGGAAAGGUUCCUAUGCGAGCCUUCUGAUAUGUUGCCCUCUAUCCCAGAGGAAAUCCUUCAACUGGAAAAGAAGCUCGGAGAACCUGUGAGAGUGCACAAUGAUGACAAAAUCCGUAGGCAAAAGCUAAAGCAGCAGCGGGAGGAAGGACCUGGGCACAGCCCUGGCUCUAGGCACCAAGAAGCAUGUGGAGAAAGUGCCAAGCCUCCCACAGACAGCCUAGAACUCCAAAUGGCUUUAUCCAGACUCAGAGUCCAGGAAGCUCCCUCUGAGACCAAUCGGGAACCUAUACACAUCAGGAAAACUCAAACUUCAGACCUGCCACCUCUGGACCACCUUUUUGCGGAAGGCCUUUAUUUCACCCUUGCUGACAUAGUCCUUUUGCCCUGUAUCCAUCAGUUUCUGGUUCACAUCUGGAAGAAGCCCUGUGGAAUUCUGGCUCAUUUACCUCUGAUAGCCUCCUGGUACCAGAAGAUUCAGGAAGUGCCUGGAGUAACAAGAGCUGCAGCCAAAUGCAGGCUACUUUUUCUUCAUUUAUCAGACCUCCCAGCCACGUUGGAUAAGCAGUCACCAAUUUUGAGUGAGAAUCCUGAAGUGGAAGAGAAAAUAUGUGUGCAGUUUAUUGGAGGACCAAGACCAACCAUUUCUAAACUAAUGAAAAAAGGCAUUGAGGCAAAGUUUUCUCCCCAUCCCUGCCCCAACUGGACUCUUGAUUGGAGCAAUCUGCCAGCAGCAGUAUGUCCUGAGGAGGGCAAGAUGUCCAAUGAACGGGCUCUGAGAAAGCAGCAGCAGUUAAACAAUCUAGUCUCUAUGGUGACAAAGAUGGCCAAACCUGGUGAUAUAAUUGUGGAUUUCUGCAGUGGUGGGGGACAUGUUGGAAUUGUCCUUGCUCACCUUCUGCCAUCAUGCCAGGUGCUAUUAAUUGAAAAUAAAGAGUUAUCAUUAGUGCGGGCUAAGAAGAGAAGUGAUGAUCUGGGACUAACCAAUAUUUGGUUCAUCCAAGCAAAUUUGGACUAUUUUACAGGGAAAUUUAAUAUUGGGGUGGCUUUGCAUGCUUGUGGAGUGGCCACAGACAUGGUGAUUGAGCAUUGCACCAAGGCCCGAGCUGCCUUUGUCACAUGCCCUUGCUGUUAUGGUUUCAUUCAGCACACCCUGAAGUUUACAUUUCCACAAAGUGAACCUUUCAAGGGAGUUUUAUCCUAUAAGGAACACAUGAUUCUUUGUAGAUUUGCUGAUCAGACUGCUGUCCAGCUACCUCUAGAACGCAGACUUAUAGGCAAACAGUGUAUGUGCCUUGUGGACCUGGAUCGGGCCUGGGCUGCAGAAGAACGGGGCUAUUCCGUCCAGUUGAUAUCUAUGGAGCCUGAAAGCUGUUCUCCAAAAAAUAACAUGAUAGUAGGGGUCCCUGUUUAGUCUAGAAUGUUAUUCCCAUUUGAAUUUGUAGUUAUCCUAAUCAAAACCCAGGGAUUAGGAGGUUCUUAUCCCCCAGAAACAUCUCAAACCCCAUUGUCUUUGGCAAAGGAAGCAUUGACAGAAACCUGCAAAGCCAGGCUGCCCGCAGAGCAUCACAAGUCCUGCUUAUGGCUUGCGAUUUAGGCAGCUGCUGGUUCUCACAGGGAAAACCCCCAGCAGCACCAGCUACCUGCCCAGGAAUGUUCAUUUAGCUGUCUUUCAGAGAAAAACAAUCCUUUGACUAGAAGGAUAAUUUCCUUUUCAGCACAGAAGUUUUCCUCCUGGCCUUGCUCAUUUGGCAUUGCCACCAAGAACCCUUUGCACCUUUUUUUAGUAGAGCCUUCCUAAACUCUACAUGGAAAGUAAAGCUGAGCCAUUAACAAAAAUUAAUUUUUUUAACAGUUGUACUUCCAUUAUAAAAAAAAAAGUUUGAAUUACAUUUUGAA